AUGCCAUCUGAAAACUGUUGUGAUGAUGAAACAAUUGAAAAAAAUUCGAUGCCAGAAGAUGAUCCAAAUGGAAAUACAAUUCAUGAUGCAAGAGAAAUGCGAUGGGGACCACAACAUGCAGGAGCCAAAAUAUUAGCAAGUCAAUAUACUACAGUGUUAGGAAUACUGACAGCUGAUUUUGCAAGUGGAAUUGUUCACUGGGGAGCUGAUACAUGGGGCUCGGUGGAUAUUCCACUAGUUGGCAGAAAUUUUUUACGUCCAUUUCGCGAACAUCAUAUCGAUCCAACAUCUAUAACGCGCCAUGAUUUUAUCGAAACGAAUGGCGAUACUUUUGCUGUUACAGUACCAUAUUUGUUAUACAUGGCAUAUAAAUUCACAUAUUGGACUGAAAGUGAUAUUAGGAAACUUUAUAAUUUUGAAGUAUACAUGUUUUUACUGGGAGUAUUUGUGUCGUUAACAAAUCAAUUUCACAAAUGGUCUCAUACUUAUUUUGGUUUACCAUCUUAUAUUGUUUUUCUACAAAAAUAUCACAUUAUUCUACCACGCAAACAUCAUCGUCUGCAUCAUGUUAUGCCACAUGACACCUAUUUUUGCAUCACAACCGGUUGGCUAAAUUAUCCCUUAGAAGUGAUUAAUUUUUGGUCAAGAUUAGAAGUUAUCAUCGAGAAAUACAGUGGAUCGAAGCCGAGAAGUGACGAUUUCAAAUGGGGACAAAAAACUCUGUGA
Didymodactylos carnosus is the source of this 726-nucleotide messenger RNA. NCBI's taxonomy places the organism in Eukaryota, Metazoa, Rotifera, Eurotatoria, Philodinida, Philodinidae. The record is from the annotation of a GenBank genome assembly.